AUGGCAGGACUUGAGCAAUCAUUAUUUCAGUUGAAAUUUACAGCAAAGCAGCUUAAUAGGCAAGCAAGCAAAGCAGCUAAGGAGGAGCUCCAGGAAAAGGCAAAGACGAAGAAGGCAAUGACACAGGGUAAUAAUGAUAUUGCCCAAUUGUAUGCGCAGAAUGCCAUCAGAAAAUCAAACGAAAGGGUGAAUUUAUUAAGAUUAGCUUCUAGAAUAGAUGCUGUGGCAUCCAGAGUGCAAACAGCAGUCACGAUGAGAUCAGUUACCGGUAACAUGACUCAAGUAAUAAAGGGAAUGGACAGAGCCUUGCAAACCAUGAAUUUGGAAAGAAUUUCAAUGGUUAUGGAAAAGUUUGAGACCCAGUUUGAAGACUUGGAUGCUCUGACAAAUUACUACGAGAGUGCGACAAACAACGUUAGUGCGUUAACGACUCCACAGGAAGAUGUGGACGAGUUAAUGAACCAAUUGGCUGAUGAAGCGGGUAUUGAAAUGAAGCAAGGAUUGAAUGCAACAAAGGUUGAUAUUUCUACUCCGCCAUCUGCGGUUAUAUCAGAAGAGAAGGAGGAUAAGUUAGCAGAAAGAUUGAAGGCGCUCCGUAGUUGA
Messenger RNA from Dujonia railenensis, 603 nucleotides. Lineage: Eukaryota; Fungi; Ascomycota; Pichiomycetes; Serinales; Debaryomycetaceae. The record is from the annotation of a GenBank genome assembly.